Molecule: messenger RNA, 3991 nt
Organism: Liolophura sinensis
Lineage: Eukaryota; Metazoa; Mollusca; Polyplacophora; Chitonida; Chitonidae
Exons: 10
Coding region: 99-2111 (670 amino acids)
Biological process (GO): iron ion transport
Cellular component (GO): plasma membrane
Molecular function (GO): copper ion binding; oxidoreductase activity
Source: RefSeq, a predicted model, not a curated record
CAGAAGUGUAGGGGUCAAAGAUUGUUCUCUUCUUUGGGACAGGAAUCAACACGUCUCUCGGCUGUUCACAGUGUGGAAUUGCGAGUAACGGAUCCAAGAUGACAGAGAUUUUAAGAAUUUUGGUUUCGGCAUUCCUUAUCGUCCCAACAUUAACCGAAUAUACAUUUCCUGAUUAUAAAGAUCACCCAUGUGUAAGAGAUUGCAAGGAUAACGAGGCACCCAGGACGUGUGAGUACAACUUCACCAUCGAGUGGUACCACACGAUAACCGUUCACUGUCGGGACUGUCCGUUCAAUAGGACCGACUGCUUCAGGCCGAACUGCGUUCCUGCCGAAGGCACGCCAAGGGCAAUUCUGACCGUAAACAGACAUCUGCCAGGACCAGCUAUCCAGGUUUGUGAAGGAGACCACAUUCAGGUGAAGGUUUUCAAUCACCCAGACAUGUCCGAAGGCGUGAGCUUACACUGGCACGGUAUCCACCAGAAAGGGACCCAGUACAACGACGGUGCAGAAAUGAUCACUCAGUGUCCCAUAACACCAUUCUCUUCAUUUCAAUAUCGAUUUGUUGCCGACAAUCCAGGGACUCAUUUCUGGCACUCACAUGCCGGACUUCAAAGGGCUGACGGCUUAUUCGGGGCUCUAGUUGUUCGGCAGUCUCCGUCAAAAGAGCCUCACUUUGAUAAAUAUGAUAAUGACUUGCCUGAUCACGUGAUCGUAGUGAACGAAUGGUUCGUCAAUCCUACCAUAAACCGGUAUGCGGCGCACGUGCACGGCGGAGAAAAGGUCAUAAAAGACAAGUCACUCCUGAUCAAUGGUCAAGGCGUUUACCGGAAGUUCAAAGAAACCAAACAAGCGCAAGAAACGUUUUACACACCAAGAGCUGUCUUUUCCGUCCGGCAUGGGGAGUCUUAUCGCUUCCGGGUCAUUGAUAAUGGCGUCUCUGCCUGUCCAAUUACCGUCUCGGUCUCCGGACACGUGUUGUCGAUAAUCGCGUCGGACGGAAAUCCUUUUGAGCCUUUGGAAGUGGACGCCUUCAUGAUGGCUGCUGGGGAGAGAUUUGACUUCAUUCUGACGGCGAAUAGAGACGUGGGUAACUAUUGGCUGAUGGUUCAAGAAGUACCGGACUGCGGGGAAGGGGAAAGGAAACGACUUCCACAGCAGCUGGCAAUUGUUAGAUAUAUUGGGGCAUCGGAAAAUGAACCCACCGAACCACCAACAAAUGUCACUACUGGAAAGUGGCUCAACUCAUGGAAUGCAGAAUCCUCCGAUCUACGUCAGCCCAUCGUCAGCGUCAAUUCCACGGAUAAACUCGAGCCCGGUUUCGAACGUUCUCCAGAUCACACAUUUUACCUUGCUCUUGACACCCGGAUUUUGGACGAUCUGCUCGUGCACAGCCCCCAGACACAUCCGGUCUACGCAUUUGAACGACGAGGGGUCUUUUACGCCCCACAAAUCAACAAAAUAACCUUGAUGAAUCCACCAAGUCCACUUUUAUUUCAACACCAAGACGUUCCACAGGAUCUAUUUUGUGACACGGAAUCCGUGGCGGUAAACUGUUCCACAGAGUAUUGUAUCUGCGUCCAUCGGUUACAUGUUGCCAUUGGUGAUCUUGUGGAACUAGUUGUUGUGGACGAAGGAACUCACUUGAACAUUAACCAUCCUAUGCACCUUCAUGGACAUUCCUUCAGAGUGCUCGCGUUGAAACAGGUAAAUAUUUCCACAACAAUGGAGGCUGUAAAGCGCCUUGAUGCGGAAGGAUACAUUCAUCGUAACUAUGACAACCCCGUUCAGAAGGACACUAUCCUCGUCCCAGACGGUGGGUAUGCCGUCUUGCGCUUCGUGGCGGAUAACCCAGGUUUCUGGUUGUUUCAUUGUCACGUUCAGUUCCACGCUCAGACCAGUAUGGGUCUGGUAAUCCAGGUUGGUAACGAUGAAGACAUGCCGCGCAGGCCAAAGAACUACCCAAAAUGCAGCAGCUGGACAUUCAGCGGAUAUGACGAAGACCAAAAUAAAUCCGGUCAACGCACAUGUCCGAGCAACGGUUCUAGCCUGCAACCUAUAGGAAUUUUCACGCUUUGGUUUUACUUUUGCAUUGGUUAUGAAGUAAUUUAGCUACCUUGAUCUACUUUCAACCUAAGAAUGGAAGUAUUUACCACGAAUUGAAUCAAAUAAAUAAUCCAGUGGAGCUCAUCGUUGUUUUUAUCUAUGUUCCAGUGCCACAAAGUUGGCCAUGUUGGGGAGAUGAAGAUGUAACUUAUGUGACAUGAAGUGAGAAAUGGUGAGUUUUGCUCACAAGAAAGUUCUGUUCGUAUGAUUUGUCCUUUUCACAGGAAUUGUCAUUCUUCACAGACAAGUUUGCUACAUCCGAUUUCGAAGUUGUCUCUUAUCGCAUUUCUAUCUGCGUGACUUUACAGGGCCCGGUUGUUCAAAACUGGUUUAAGACUUAAUACCAGAUUUAAAUUUAAGCAUACAUUUAGCUCAACAUUGUCAAAAUUGACCACCACAUCGAUAAAUCAUUGCAGUCUUGUCCUCCAGGCAGAGUAUAUAUUAUGUGCGCCAGGUGAUAAAAUCAAUAAUACGUACGGGUACGGGGCGGUAGGCCUGUUGUAUUGAUCAGUCGACGAAGUACAACUCAGUUGGCCUAAUUGACUUCAUCCAGCCGAUGAAAAUACACUCAUCGGUGAUUUUAUACAUUAAUGUCGGCCAUCAGUGUUACCACAGUCACUUUAAUAUGAUAUUAAUAACCUAAUCCAGGCUUGGUAUGGCUUAAUUAAGAAUUUAUCGCACUUUGGAUAUGAUAGGGAUGUCAACAUCAAUAAACCAAUAAAACAGUGAUAAAUUGUUCACCAGUUUAUUACAUAGCACAACAAUGUGUGUUGUGUAUAGAAACUCUUUAUGUGGUCAACUUAGUCGUGUCCACGCUAUUAUUCCACAUAUGUGACCGUAAGUAUAGUAGCCUUCUAUAACCAUUCCAUUCACGUUGGGAAUGCUGUAACUAAUAAAACUAAUAACCGGAAGGUAAUUCCAUGCAGUUAAUGUUAGUCACUUCUGGAUCCGUAUAUCUUGGUUGAGCACCAAGCUGAGUUACCAGUUAACUUGGUUAAUGGUCCAGUAGAGAAUGGUAAAGAAUGGUCCAGUCCUUUCUAUUUAUUGGUACCAAAACUGGGUAUAUCUUUGCACAUUACCUUCAUGGGUCACUCCGAGUCCGGUCACUUGUCGUUUGAAUGUCUCACUUUUUAUACUGUAAUGAUCGAAAGUGUUGCGUUACCAAAUAAUGAUGCAGUAGGCCUACACUCCCUGAUUGGGUGAGUUGGGAUAUAAGAAGGUCUCUGAUUGGUCAAGUCAUGAUUCUCAGAGCAAGAUGGCGGAGAGUCAUCGCAAUGUGAAAUAUUGGCAGGGAUGAGUAACUUGCACAGUAGUUAUCGAUCUUUCAACCAUGCGUUUUGUUAAAUCGGCCAUCUAAUUUAACACAAGGAAGCUCCCUGUAGCUUCCGAGUUUGUUGUAAGUUACCCAGCGUUGUAAAACGACAUUUAAUUAUGCCUCGAGUGUCUCUCGUGGGAUGGUGAUUCUUUACUCAUACAUUUCUUCGUCAAUCUCUUCCAAUUUCGUUACAAUACCAUAUCAUGAGUAAAUGUUGCACUAUUCUUAAUGUCUUGCUGUCUUAGUACUUGUAGAAUAAAGUGAAUUCUUUGAUGCAUUAUACUAUAAGCGUGUUGGAUUGAGCGGAGAGAACAUCCGUUGUGUAAACAAAAGGAAAACCUGUCAACGUAGAGUAUAUAUUAUGUGCGCUUCUAUAAUGGUGGAUGUCGAGUUUCCAGGUGAUAAAAUCAAACAAUAUACCAUAUCAUAAGCAAACGUUGCACAACGGACUGCUUACAUCAGACUCACCAUACACACCGAAACUCCUAAUGAUUGUAAAUGGAGUGUGUUCUCCAGGAGACCAAACCGUCUCGCUCUUCAGUCAGUGUGGUAUGUAACACAGACUCAUCGA